Stylophora pistillata is the source of this 3157-nucleotide messenger RNA. RefSeq lists its product as uncharacterized. NCBI's taxonomy places the organism in Eukaryota, Metazoa, Cnidaria, Anthozoa, Scleractinia, Pocilloporidae. The record is from RefSeq and is a predicted model, not a curated record.
UUUACGCCCGUUCAAAACUCAAUCGUAAGAAUUGCCGCCUUGAAAAUUAAUCAAAUCUAAGAUCUCUUGGUAUUUCUGUGACGUCUGUUUUAAUCAAAUUGUAUGGCUAUAAUACCUUUCUCUUAAAGUCGUCUUUACGAACGUUCAUACAAUCAGACGGUCUUCCUAGCUGUCUAAAAUUCUUUCUGCUUAUUUUGAAAUUACUUCCCUUCUCGGUUUCCCUCUCUUAAACCUCGCAAAACCAGCAUUAAACCCCCAUGCAGUAAUUUUUGUCUUUUAAAGUUUUAAUUUCAUACGUGUCUUGUUUCAGCUUUGUUUCUGACGGACGAUCGAUGCAAGUUAAUUCCUUCAAGGAGUUUAUUUCAGUUUAUAGCAAGGGUCAAAUCAAUGUGCCCCUUGAUUGGUUAGAACACUGUGUUCAUCAGAGUUCAAAAGCAUCAUAAACUACUGGAAGCAUCAAGAUUGAACUCACUUCCACUAACAAUGGCAGCACAUUCUGGAGAGAUUUAUGUGGAGAAUGUCAAUAAUGAACCUUUCUUGUCAAAACGGAGGAAAGACCCUGAUGCAACAAUAAGAAAAAGUGUUGUGGUUCUAAGAACCAAAGACGUCCGAAUAUUUGAUGAUAGAGUGUAUAUGCCAACCACUAUCGACAUGGCUCACCUCAAGAAAGCACAUAUGGGACAAUUUAAAAGGGAUAUACUGAUUUCUUCAAAUAUGACAAAAAUUGAUGUAAAAGAAACAUUGGAGAGCCACUUUCCAGUUUUGAGUGGCAGAAGGUUUUACUGCGCUUCAGUGGUUGACCAACGCACAAGAUUAGAAUUUCAUGGUGAACGUCGCAUUUGGGAUGGACGUUACAUCAAGAGAACGAUUAAAGGAAACUCAGCUCUUUAUGUUUUUAUAGAAGAGGAUAAUGAAAAGGGUGAUUCUGAACAUGAGUCCCUUAUAGAGCAAGCAGGAAUGAAGCGUUCAUUCGACCAGAUUACAACAAGUAGAGAGUUGACUGAAUCUGAUUCUGGAUAUGAGUCCCUUAGGGAGCAGACGGGAAUAAAGCGUUCAUUUGAUCAGAUUACGACAAGUGAAGAGUUGACAAGCAGUGUGAGCCCAGAAAAAAUGUCACUAUCAUCAAUGAAUAGUCCUGCUCAACCAAGCUCCGAAAAGCUACCUGGUGUUCUUCCCAUCCACGACAUUCCAUCUCUAAACAAUUCAAGUUAUCCAACUUUGGUAUUAGGGCAGGCUGAUAAAGGUGCUGAGAAAAGUGAAGUAGAGUUAUCAAAUGAAAGACCACCCAUGAAUCUGCAGCAAACAAGUGUGACACAAAGUAUUUUGUUGCUGCCUAAUACAAUGGGGGGUGUACCUAUAAUUCUGGUACCUAAUGCUGGAGGGAUUCCUGUUGCUCCUGUGCUACCAGUUGGAAAUAAUGCCUUAAACACAGUACCUGCUCAACAAAGCUUUGAGAUGCCACUUUUGCUAGACUCUGACAAUACAGGGUUGCAGUCAGUGCCACAAGCUUCAACGCUUACCCCUCAGCUCCAAAGCUUAGAUGAUUCGAUUGCAUCUUCUCAGCAAUCACAGAACACCGUUACUGCAGAGUCAUCCCUAGAAAGAAGCCUCGGGGCCUUAACAACUGCGCACACCACUGAAAUAUCUCAGCAAGGAGGGCCAGAAAGUAAUAGAACUGAUUUAGUGGGGGGCCAGCAGGAGACAGAAAACUUAAAGUCUGGUGAUCAAGAAAGACAAUCUGAUAUUGAGAAUACUGACUCAUUCCCAAUUGCAGAGAAAGAGCCAGAAAGUAGUGGACCUUCGACUCUGCCAACUCCUGAUGUUGAGCCACUGUCGUCAGAGGACUUAGGUGUAGGAUUUGAAACGUCCCUAACGUCUAAAGGAGGAUCUCCUCAGAACGUUACCAAAGUUAAAGCAGCCGUAAAAGAGGGUGUUUACUUUAGAAAUGUGAUGUUGUUAAAGAAAAAUGAAUUGGCAAGUGGAGAGGGGAAAGUGUACAUGCCAACCACUAUUGAGAUGGCAAGAAUGAGAAAGCCUAAGACAAGACAGUAUCAAAAAAGCGUCCAGUUUUCCAAAGACAUGUCAGCAGAGAUGGUGAGGAGUAAAAUUCAAGAGACUUUUCCGUUCUUAGACAAGAGUGGAAGGUUUUCUUGUGCAUCAAUCAGUAACCAGGAUAGUACUCUUCAAUUUCAUGGGUCUCCUCGUGUAUGGGAUGGAAAAACAUUGAGAAGAAUCCUAAAAGGAAAUUCAGCCCUUUACAUCGUUUCGGAAGAAAGUCAGACCGAGAUUAGAGGUACAAGGAAGCCUGAGUGUACACCAGAACAUCUGUCUGGCUCUAAGUCUAAAGACACGCAUCUUGAUGAAGAUUUGACGAUACAAAGUCUCCCACAAGGACCGGCUAUCGACUGGGAUGAAUUCAGCUUGACUGACACCGUAGAAGCGGAUAAUCGAGGUGGUCUUUCUGUCUUAAGUGAUGUUGCUUCAAAGAUCAGAGCCGCAGUUACUGAUAAAAAAUCAAUUACAAUGAUCCCAAACAGAAGUUCCAUCAAGGGUGGAGUAGAAUUCGUCGUGAUUUUCACCGAAGCCUUACCGCUUGAUCUCAGCGUUGCUUUUGCAAAAUUCGAAGACAUUGGUACAGUAGAGCUGGAAAAAAAGAAUUCCCAUAAUCUCAUUGGUAAAGUUCCCGCUUCUUUAAAACCUGGCCUUGUCACUGUUAGAGUUACAUCCACAACUAAUGUCUACCUCGGAGAAACUUUGUUUGAGUAUUGGGACGAGACUCGAGAUACAUUGCGCCGGCUGGUUCGAGAUGGCGACAUGCAGAGGUUAUUUUUUAGCCUCUGGGCCCAAAAUAUUGACCCAUUACCGCCUCCGGAACCUCUACAUGACGUUAGUACACUCGUUAGAGAACCAGUUAACGAAAGUGUAUGUGAGGGGAUUGACGAAGCGACGUCAACUGAUUCAUCAGAUGAUGAAAACCCACGUAACGUAAACGAAAAUGGAUGCAAUGGGGAAGACGAAGCCACGUCGUCGGAUGAUGGAGACCAAGUAAACGAAAGUGGAUAUGAUGGGGAAGACGAAGCCACGUUGUCAGAUGAUAGAGACCAAGGUAAUCUAGGAGAUACGUUAGACUGUGUUUGACUAACGAUGCUACUAGUAG